AUGGCAAAAAGGAAAAACUCCACUGCCGAUGAUAAUGAUUUAUCUUCUGAAGAUGCACACCCUCAAUUUGGAAUUUCUAUUCAAGAAUUAGAAAAAUUGAUGCAAACACGAGGCCAUGAAAGUAUUAAAGAACUUAAGGAAAUACAUGGUGGUCUUAGUGGUAUUGAACAAAAGCUCAAAACAAAUUUAAUAACCGGUUUAUCUGGCAAGGAAAUUGAUUUAUCAACACGUAUAGCUACCUUUGGUCGUAAUGAAAUUCCACAAAAAUCACCACUAACAUUUCUUUGUCGUAUGCGUGAUGCUUUGAAAAGUUGGACACUUAUUACACUUAUUAUAUGUGCUAUCAUUUCAUUUGCCUUAUCAUUUUAUCACCCAAGUGAAGAAACACUUGAAACUAAAAUAGAAACAAAGAAAACAAAUGUUGAAUGGAUUGAAAGUGCAGUAAUUAUUAUUGUUGUAUUGGUUGUUGUUCUAGUAACAGCAUUUAAUGAUCGGAUAAAUGAACGACAAAGUCAUACUCUUCAAUCAAUGAUUGAACGUAAUCAAAAAUGUAAUACUAUUAGAGAAAGUACAGUACAACAAAUUCCAAUAAAAGAUAUUGUUGUUGGUGAUAUAUGUGAAAUUAAAUAUGGAGAUGUAUUACCAGCUGACGGUAUUGUUGUACAAUCAAAUGGUCUUAAAGUUGAUGAAUACUCCUUAACUGGGGACUCAGAUUUAAUUAAAAAAAAUGAAUCAAGAGAUCCAUUUCUUCUUUCAGGUACAAAUAUUGUGGAAGGUAGUGGUAAAAUGUUAGUUUUGGCUGUUGGUGAACAUAGUCAAAUGGGAACGAUAUUCAAGUUACUAGGCGCAAUCAAAGAAGAAAAUAAUCGUGACAAAAGAACAAAUGCUAAUAAAAAACAAAAUACUACUGUCGAUACAGACGUUAGUGAACAUCUAGUAAAAUCAGAAUCGGUUGAAGACGCAAUUAUUAAUAAGCAUAAUGCAAGUGCAUCACAAGAAGUUAUACCUGAUAAUGCCAACCAAACAAGUAAUGAGGAUGAUCCUAUUCGUUUUAAAGUGGAAAAACAAUCAGUUUUACACACACAAUUAGCAAAAUUAAAUAUUCAAUUUAGAUAUGCAGGAAUGAUAAUUAUUAUUUUAACUAUACUUGUUCUAUUGGUUUUAUUUUCAAUUGAAGAAUUGAUUCAACGAAAUGAAUGGGGUUAUAAAUACUGGACUCGCAUUGUACGAUAUUUGAUCACUUGUAUAACACUGUUCAUCCUUAUUGUACCUGAAAGUGUAUCAUUAGUUGCAACAUUAUCAUUAAGGCAUAUUGCUAAAAAAAUGAUGAUAGAUAAUAGUUUAGUUCGCCAUUUGAAUACAUGUGAAACAAUUGGUAAUAUAACGACAAUAUGUUCUAAUAAAACAGGAAUAUUAACAACAAAUUAUAUGACUGUUGUACAAGUUUAUGUUGGUGAAAAACAUUGGACAAAUGUUGAAAAUCCCGCUAAAGCUAAAGAAAUUAUUAUUCCAGUUAAUACAAAAGAAAUUAUAUUUGAAGGUGUAUCUGUUAAUAGUAGUUAUUUUUCACACCAAUUACCUUCAAGAAAAUAUGAAACAUUAGCAAAACAAGCUGGAAAUCAAAUUGAAUGUAGUUUAUUAGGUUUUGUUGGUGUUCUAGGUGGAAAUUAUGAUGAAAUACGUAGAAAUUAUCCAGAAGAAAAAUUCGUUCAUGUUUAUAAAUUUAAGUCUGCACGAAAAUAUAUGUCAACGGUUAUUCAACGACCUGAUUCAAUUGUACGUAUGUAUACAAAAGGUGCAUUUGAAAUUAUUUUAAAAAAAUGUAAAACAAUAUUAAAUCAUAAUGGAGAUAUUGUACCAUUUUCAAAUGUUGAUUAUGAUUGUCUUGUACAAACUGUUAUUGAACCAAUGACAUGUGAUGGUUUACGUACAAUAUGUAUUGCAUACAGAGAUUUUUCAUCAGAUGAUUUACCUGAUUGGGAUGAUGAAGCUAACGUCGUUGAUCAAUUAACAUGUAUUUGUAUAUUUGGUAUUGAAGAUCCUGUACGACCUGAAAUACCUGAUGCUAUAGCUAAAUGUCGAAAUGCUGGUAUAACAGUACGAAUGAUUACAGGAGAUAAUAUUAAUACAGCUCGAUCAAUAGCACUUAAAUGUGGUAUUAUAUCAGCAAAUGAUGAUUAUCUAGCACUCGAGAGUAAAGAAUUUAAUCAAUGUAUAAGAUCAAGACCAGAUGGAAAAGUUGAACAAUAUUUAUUUGAUAAAAUUUGGCCAAAUUUACGUGUAUUAGCUCGUUCAUCAUCACAAGAUAAGUAUGUACUUGUGAGAGGUAUUAUGGCAUCAAAAAUCAAUCCAAUGCGAGAAUUUGUUGCUACUAUUGGUAGUGAAACAAAGGAUGUUUCUGCUUUAAAAGCAGCUGAUGUCGGUUUUGCAAUGGGUAUACAAGGUAAUGAUCUAGCAAAAGAAGCAUCCGAUAUAAUUCUUCUUGAUGAUAAUUUUAAUUCAAUAGUCAAAGCUGUUAUGUGGGGACGUCAGGUUUAUGGUUUAAUAGCAAGAACAUCUCAAUUUAAAUUAACUAUUAAUUUUGCUACUAUACUUUGUGUUUUUAUUGGAGCAUGUAUUGUAAAAGAACCUCCACUGUCUGUUGCACAAAUAUUUUGGAUUAAUUCAGUUAUGACUACAUUGGCAUCAUUAGCACUUGCUUCUGAAGUAUCAGCAGAAGAUUUAUUAACAUGUAAACCCUAUGAACGUACACGACUAUUAAUAUCUCAUACAACAAUGAAAAAUAUUAUUGGUCAUAUUUUUUAUCAAUUAGUUGUUAUAGUUUUUAUUUUAUUUGCUGGAGCUAAAAUAUUUGAUAUUGAUGAUGAUCGUUCAGUUGAUAGUAUAUAUAAACCAUCUAAACAUUUUACAAUUAUAUUCAAUGUAUUUGUCUUAAUAAAUUUAUUUAAUGAAAUAAAUUGCCGAAAAAUUUAUGGUGAAAAAAAUGUUUUUCGUGGAAUAUUUACACAUUCAACUUUUUAUGUUAUAUGGAUUAUUACAUUUGUUAUACAAAUUGUUCUUGUUCAAUAUGGUUCAUUUCUAUUUUCUUGUGUUGCAUUAACAUUUAAACAAUGGAUGUGGUGUCUUCUCUUUGGUGUUUCGGUUCUUCUAUGGCAUCAAAUAAUUAAUUUGCUCCCAACGCCACGUUAUAUGCCGAAAUUGGAUACACACGAUAUUGAUGAACCAGCGUCACCGAACAUGUCUUCAAAUGCAGGUAUGUAA
This is a messenger RNA of Rotaria sp. Silwood1, 3261 nucleotides long. Lineage: Eukaryota; Metazoa; Rotifera; Eurotatoria; Philodinida; Philodinidae. The record is from the annotation of a GenBank genome assembly.